Molecule: messenger RNA, 3400 nt
Organism: Arabidopsis thaliana (thale cress)
Lineage: Eukaryota; Viridiplantae; Streptophyta; Magnoliopsida; Brassicales; Brassicaceae
Product: flocculation protein (DUF1296)
Exons: 10
Coding region: 288-2813 (841 amino acids)
Source: RefSeq, marked reviewed
UGAAAAAAGAAAAGAGAGCCCUACGCUUCCAAAAUCACAGUGCGUAUUAUUUUGCUCAUUCCUUUCUCUCGCCCCCUUCCUCUUUUUUUUUUUUUUUUCUUGUUCCUUCUUCUUUCUUCUUCUCCUUCGUCGACCCAAACUAGUUUCAAAUCCCAUCCUCUCGUACUGAUUUAUCACUCGCCUCUUCGUAUACAUAUAUAGGUACUCAGACCUCUUUUGGUCUAGGUCCAGAUUUCGAUUCCUGUUAAAAUAUCAGAAGCGAGAUUUUACGUUUGAUAGAAGAGAGGAUGGUCGGCAGUGGCGCUAGGGUUUCGAUUUCGGCUACUACUCGGAAGAUGAUUCAGAACAUUAAGGAGACCACUGCUGGGAACUAUAGCGAGGAUGAGAUUAUCGCAAUGCUUCAUGAAUGUAACAUGGAUCCUGAUGAGACCGCUCAACGCUUACUUCUUCAGGAUCCAUUCCAUGAGGUUAAAAAAAAGCGUGAUAAGAGGAAAGAGAACAUCAACAACAAGGAUUCUGCUGAAUCACAAUGGAGAUCUGGUGGAGGGGGCCGUGGUAGCAGGGGUGGUCGGAUGAAUUUCUCUUCUCGUCAUGCAUCAAAUGAUGUUGCUGGUGCAAAGAAUUCUUUCAAAAAAGAAAACGGUCCAAAGCAGGUUAUUGAUCCAUCAACUUCAACCUCUCAAGAGAUAAAAACGAAAGAUAUAGCUCUGGUCUCAAGCCAUUCUGCUGUGAUGGAUAAAAGUACUGUUGGUCCGAAAUCAGGAAGCUCUGAUGUUCGCCAGUCUUCCAACCUACCAGCUGGUUCAGGUCAACUUAAAGCUGGCCGAUCUUCAGUGCCCUCAAACAACAUUGAUGGUGCACCGUCUUCUGUGGAAUUAAGCAAAAAUCGUGUAGCAGUUGGCUCUAGGGUUGUGCAUACUGAGCAGAAGGCAGUUGAUUCUCUGCCACUCCCUCGUCCAUCCUCUUCUGAAGUUCGAUUCACAUCUUCAAAUCCCAAAUCAGAGCAAACAGCACCUGAACAGCACAUUGGAGAAAGCAAGUCCCAUACCAGAUCCCGUGGGGUUGGGAAGACUGCCGUGAAUGAUACUUAUGGUUCAAGGCCUGCUUCAUCUCAUAGCAACAGCACGGGUAGUCGGCCUUCUUCUAACUACAGUAAUCGGUCACAUCAGACUGUCGGUCCUCAAAGAGGUGCUGGUUCCAUUAAGGAAUGGAAACCGAAGCCAGUAGUGAACCAUAACACUACCCAGGGCUCUGGUGCAUCAUCUACAGGUGAAACUCUUGCAGUUCCUACUGAAGCCAGUGACAAAUCAGUUGAAGAUGCUACCCCUUCGGCAGAAGCCACAUCCAGAUUGCAGAGACAGCUUGAAGACUUGCAGAUUCAACGUCAGCAUGUUAUUAUUCCAAACCAUAUUCUUGUUCCAGAGGCUGAACGAACCAAGUUAAGCUUUGGAAGCUUUGAUGCUGACUUUUCUAUUACGUCUAGCACAGUAGCCUUUCCUCAGAGUGAAAAGAGAUCUGCACCUCUUUCUCAUAAUUCGCAGGAAGUUGAAGAAAGUUUUGCAGAGGAGGAAUUUAGGCACCCAACUGUCCAUUCGAUUGAAAAAGAAGAGGACGGUAAUGUUUACUCCGAGUCACCUUCACAAGUUCCAGAUAAUAUGGCUGGUGAAGGUAAUACUGCAACAAAUACAGCUCCAGAGUAUGAUGUCACCAAGCAGGAGAAUAUGUUGGAGUCCGAAAGCAAUCAAAACUCGUUUGACCAGGUUCCAAGUAAUAUUAUUGGGAUUGUUCCUCCAGCUCCUGGGAACCAGCAUCCACAAUUUGAGACUUCUGACCCUCAAGCACGUGAUGCCCUUCGUCUUCCCAGUUUUAUGGGCCAACAACCUUUUGAUACGGCGAGCUACUAUGCUCAGUUCUACCGCUCAGGUCCUGACAGUGAUGGCCGUGUUUCUCCCUUCGUUUCCCCAGGGGUUGCCUCCAAAUUUAAUGGGAUUACAGUAUUGCCUCCGCAUUCAUCUCAAACCAUGCAAGAGGGUGGAAAUAACUUGGUCCUGUCUACUGCUAGUCCACCACCACUGGUAACUCAAGCUGCUGGACUAAUGCAGAGCUCUAUACCUGUCACGCAGCAGCCUGUUCCUGUUUUCCGCCCUCCGGGCUUACAUAUGUCGCAUUAUCCACCAAACUACGUGCCAUAUGGAUACUUCUCCCCAUUCUAUUUACCUCCCCCUACAAUGCACCAAUACUUAAGCAAUGGUGCAUAUGCUCAGCAACCUCAGGCAAGCGGUGUAUAUCCUCCACCUCCUGGAACUGCAACAGGAGGCAAAUACACACUCCCUCAUUACAAGCCUGGGACUAAUACAGGAAACAUGACUCAUGUCGGUAUUACUGGUGGGUAUGGACCAACAUAUGGGUCUUUCCCAGCAGGAUAUAAUCCCACCUCUGCUGCAUCGGCCGGGAAUUCGACUUCCAAUGAGGAUCUCAACUCAUUGCAGUUGAAAGAAAACAACGGCUACAGUACAACAGGGCAACAGAGUGAAGCAUUACCUGUAUGGAUUACUGGACCAGGACGAGAUGUGCCAAGCUCUUUCUAUGGUUUACAGCACCAUGGGCAACACGUGACUUAUGCUCCAGCACAAGCUGGUCACGUCGCAUUCCCAGGUAUGUACCAUCCGGGACAAGCAGUAACAGCAACAGGAGUCCAUCAUCCGCUUUUACAACAGUCUCAAGGUGUGGCUGGAGCUGAAAUGGUUGCACCUGCGCCUAACGUUUUCCAACAGCCUCAGCAAACACAGAUGAAUUGGCCAAGUAAUUACUGAAACAGGAAGUAUAAAGGAGAAAAAGAUUUUGAAGAUUCAACAAGUUUCAAAUUCCAGAGAAAUCAGGAAAGAUAUAUGGGUGCGGGUUUUUGUUGACUUGCGUGUGUGUGUGUGUGCCAUCUAACAAAUUACCAAAGAGAUGAAGCUAUGAAGUUGAAGGCUUAAGCAUGAAGGAGAUUUACAGAGAGAAUGAUCAUAAGGGUAGGGAAAGGUAUUGUAUGAAACCAGUGUUUUGGUGUUUUCUAUAUCUUUUUUUUUUUCUUUUGAUUUAGCAAAUUUUUUUCUUUCUUAGCUUUUAAGAGGUCUUUUUUAGCUCUCUUUUUAAGUUUCUGAGCUAAGACAAGAACUUUGCUACCUGAGUCUGUAUCUGAAGACUCUUCCUCUCUUCCUUCUUUUCUUAGCCUUUGGUCAAUGUUUUCAAAUCCGAGUCAGCAAUCAAAUUGGACAAAUUUCUUGCUCGCGAAUCAACUUUCUCUGAAUGUUUAUUCCUCAAUUCGAAAAUUAAGGCUUGUGAAUAUGAGUCUUCAAGAAAAUUCACAUUAAGUUGUAAAAUCCGAAAUACUCCAAAUAUAAAUGUUAAAAACUUU